AAUAAAAGACAUAAUAUCGUAUACCAAAUAUAACAAUUUCUAACAGUAUAAGAUAGUUGUGACUUGACAUUAAUAUUUUAUAAUAUUUUUUUACCAUUAAUUUUUUAUUUUGUCGAUUGAUAUUGGUGACGUGGGCCACAAAAAAAUUAGCCGUGGGCCACAUGCGAUCCGUGGGCCUCGUGUUUGACAUGCCUGAGCUACAUCAAACAGUUUAUAAACAUUGAUAAAAAUUAUUUUGAUAUUCACUUUAAAUAGGUACUGAGAAAUUAUGUUUAGUUCAAAUAAAAACAAUAUUGAUACCACAGAAUGUCAAGUUAUUGAUUUGGAUGAUAUCGAAACAGACACUGAAAAUUACUCAGAUAAUGAGUUGCCACUUUCUUCAAUCGCAAAUUUUUUACUUCCACUUGAUAAUCGUACAAUUUUCAAAAUUAAUGAAGACGAUUCAAAGUCCACUAAUUAUCAAUCGGAAAUAAACAUCAAUAAUGAUUGCAAAUCUAAAAUAUGUCUUAUAUCUAACCAAGAACAAAAUGUAGUGGAUAAUCUUGUGAACCAGUAUAAAUGUGAUAUUUGUGGUAAAAUUUUUCGUAAACGUAGUCGUAUUAUUGAACAUUUUCAAAGAAGUUUAUGCUUUCCAGAAAAUUAUUUUAAUUUUGAAAACAAUAGUUCCAAAUAUCAUAAUAGCUGCAAUAAUACUGAAUAUUCAAUAUUACAUAAUGGUGUAAAUAGUUUAGUAACUAACAAUAUAAAAGAGUCUAACAAUUGUAAAAUUUGUCAAUCUGUAAUGCAAAAUAACAAAUUAUUAAAAAACCAUCAAAAAUUGCAUACAAAUAAAAAUAAUUUUGAAUGUGAUAUUUUUUCUAACUAUGGUUUUACAUGUAAAAAUAUUCAUAGUAUGAAAAAACAAUGGAAAUGUCAAAUUUGUAAAAAGUCAUUUAAGAAAUUGUCUAUUUUAAAAGAACACAGACAUAUUCAUUAUAAUAAUAAACAAUUAAACUAUGAUAAAUGCAAUGAAUCAACAAAACAUUUAAAUUCUUUCGAAAAGCAUAAAAUAAUUCAUACAUCAAACUGUGAAGUAUAUCAUCAACCAUAUUUUGGGGCAUCAUCAUUUACUGCACAAAAAAUAAUUCACAAUUUAAAAAAUAAUAAUCAGUGUAAUGUUUGUCAAAAGCAUUUAAAUUCAAAAUCUAAUGUAUUCAAACAUAUCAGUAAAGUAAAAAACUUAUCUAAAAGUUAUGAGUGUUCAAGAUGUUCAAAGAUGUUUUAUAAGCGCUCUGAAAUAAUAUCACAUAUUUUUGAAAGUCAUCAAGAAGACUAUGCAAAAUAUAGUUGUGAUACAUGUUCAACCUCGUGCAAGACUUUUCAGGACUUCAUUUUACGUUUUGAAAAAAAAAAAUUAAAAUGUGACGUAUGUCCUGAAUCAAAAUUUACUUCAUCUCAUAGACUUCAUCAGCAUUAUAAAUGGCAUAUCGGUAUAAAUCAUUUCAAAUGUCAAUAUUGUCCUAUAACAUUUUCAAAAUAUCCUGUUUAUUUAGCUCAUGAAAAAACUCAUAUUGAAGAAAAACCAUUUAGAUGUAAUUUUUGUGGUAAAUGGUUUCCGGUGUCGUCCAAUUUAAAUAUUCAUUUAAGAUUUCAUAAUCAAUUUAUGAGAAAUAUUCGUAAAGAACCUCAAAUAUCAACAUUAUUACCUCAUGAUAAUCAUCCUAAUAAUAAUCAAUUAAUAAGUAAGAGUGGUAAUAAGAUAGACAGUUUCUCAAAUAAAUUAAACAAAUAUAAAUGUGAUCUUUGUAUGCAAAUAUUUUACAAUCAAUCUCAAAUCUGUGCUCAUAUUUUAGAAACUCAUUAUUAAAAUUAACACUAUUAUUUAAUAGAUAUGUUAUAUAUAAUUUUUGU
Sipha flava (yellow sugarcane aphid) is the source of this 1890-nucleotide messenger RNA. Its product is annotated as zinc finger protein 616-like. Lineage: Eukaryota; Metazoa; Arthropoda; Insecta; Hemiptera; Aphididae. The record is from RefSeq and is a predicted model, not a curated record. The transcript has 3 exons. The coding region runs from base 269 to 1846 and encodes 525 amino acids.